Messenger RNA from Monomorium pharaonis (pharaoh ant), 1808 nucleotides. Its product is annotated as putative serine protease K12H4.7. The coding region runs from base 263 to 1747 and encodes 494 amino acids. Gene Ontology annotation, molecular function: dipeptidyl-peptidase activity; serine-type exopeptidase activity. The transcript has 9 exons. The record is from RefSeq and is a predicted model, not a curated record. Gene Ontology annotation, biological process: proteolysis. NCBI's taxonomy places the organism in Eukaryota, Metazoa, Arthropoda, Insecta, Hymenoptera, Formicidae.
AUAUAAAAGAAAUACAAGCAGCUGUAAAUACAGAUAUUUUUCUCAAGGUCGAAGAGUACUUUUAAUUUUAAAUAAUCUCAUUAUUUUUCACUUAUCACCGUCAGUCUUAUCUCAUAAUAUGUCCAGUGAAAUUUCUACCAGAGAGAUUCAAAAGUCAGAACUUGUGUUCAGAUUGUAACGAUCACAUAUAUAGUCUGUGUUUAACCUACUAAACAGGAGAGCCGUUUUCACUAAAAAAGAAUAAGAACUGAAAUAUCUCAAGAUGCGAUUUCUAUUGUUAUUAUUCAUUGUAUUGAGCAUUUUGAGUAUCAGUAAGGCAUGGCGUACUUUUUUGAGAGGUCGGAGUAAAGGUGGCAAUUUAGGCAAGCCAAUUUUAUCCUCCAAAAAACCUCUUCCUAAGGAUCAGUGGUUUACGCAGUAUCUGGAUCAUUUCAAUCCAACUGAUGCUCAUGUUUGGAAGCAGAGAUUCUUUGUUAAUUCUGAUUUUUAUAAACCCAAUGGCCCAAUAUUUUUAUUGAUUGGAGCUGAAGGCAUAGCAGAUCCAAAAUGGAUGGUAGAAGGUCAAUGGAUUGAGUAUGCCAAAGAAUUUGGAGCAAUGUGUUUCUAUGUAGAGCAUCGUUUUUAUGGGAAAAGCCACCCCACUUCGGAUCUUAGUGUUAAGAACUUAGUGUAUUUAAGCUCGCAACAGGCACUAGCGGAUUUAGCGUACUUCAUCAAGAAUGUUAAUAGCGGAUACAAAUUUUCAAAUAAUACGAAAUGGAUUGUAUUUGGAGGAUCGUAUGGUGGAUCUUUAGCUGCUUGGAUGCGUGCCAAAUAUCCUCAUCUGGUCCAUGGAGCUGUAUCUGCUAGUGGACCAUUGCUAGCACAGAUUGACUUUGAGGAAUAUUAUAUUGUUGUUACAAAUGCUUUGAAAGGAUAUUCUGACAAAUGUGUUAACGUGAUUCAAGAUGCUAACUUACAAAUCGGUACAUUGUUACAUCACAUUGUUGGCCAACAGCAAAUACAGAAAAAAUUUAACUUGUGUGAUCCAAUUGAUCCUGGGCAUACAAAAAGAGUGGAUAUUGCGAAUUUGUAUGAAACAUUGGCGAGUAACUUUGCUGGUGUUGUGCAAUACAAUAAGGACAAUCGCCAGAGUUCUCAAACCGCUAAUAUCACUAUCGAAACCGUGUGUGAUAUACUAGUAGAUGAAAAAAUAGGAAAAUCUAUUGAUAGACUUGCUUACAUAAGCAAUAUGAUAUUGAACGCUACCAAGGAAAAGUGUUUAGAUUAUAGAUAUGAUAAAAUGGUCCAUGAGCUCAGAAAUGUUACUUGGGCCAGUGAGCAAGCGGAAGGAGGACGUCAAUGGAUGUAUCAGACUUGUACGGAAUUUGGAUUUUUCCAAACCUCUACUGGACAAAGUAAUGUGUAUGGGAAUAAUUUUCCGGUAGAAUUUUUUGCACAACAAUGUGUUGAUAUUUUCGGACCUAGAUACAACAUGAAUUUAUUAAACUCUGCUGUUGCACGAACGAAUAUCUUGUAUGGUGCAUUAAAUCUGCAAGUAACAAAUGUAGUAUUUGUACACGGUUCUAUUGAUCCUUGGCAUAUACUAGGCAUCAUACAAUCUUCCAACCCACAGGCGCCUGCCAUCUAUAUCAAAGGCACUGCGCAUUGUGCAGAUAUGUAUCCUUCAUCGGAACAUGAUAUGCCUCAGCUAAAAGAAGCUAGAAUACAGAUAAAAGGUCUAAUCAAGCAAUGGCUACAAAAUUGAGCUCUCUAUGUGAUAUUAUAUAAAUCAUAUCAUAAAUGUUCAUUUAAAAAAUACCAAUUUA